Messenger RNA from Drepanopeziza brunnea f. sp. 'multigermtubi' MB_m1, 2019 nucleotides. The record is from RefSeq and is a predicted model, not a curated record. NCBI's taxonomy places the organism in Eukaryota, Fungi, Ascomycota, Leotiomycetes, Helotiales, Drepanopezizaceae.
AUGGAGAUGGAGAAAUUUGGCUGUGAUUAUGGAGAGGCUAGAAACGAACGGGAGGGAAAUAGAUCCCUCUACGGCAGACGCUGCCCUCCCUGGACCCAUAUCUCAGCCGAUAAUCUCAGCUUUGUCAUUCAAGCUGCUCGAACGGUUGACGAUAAUGGCAGCUAUAGCCAGCGAGUCUUGAUGAAGGUCAUCAGCGGCGCAGAGACCUUGGAAUACCAGGACCUCGGCAGGCUCGUACAACUCUAUCGGCAAGCUGAUCCCUCGACCGAGCCGGAGAACAUGGUCGAAGUGAUGGCAAACAGCCCACGCAUGGCCAUGCGAUACCCGCAAUCUUUUGACAGCGUCCGCAAAAUCCAAGUAAGAUUCCAGAACGACGCCGACUGCACGAAAGCGAUGAACAUCAUGAAAGAACUCGGACUCCCUAUCAAAGCUCCAGUCCUACCAGUGGCUCGUCCGGGCCCCUCGCCAUCUCCAUCUAUGCUGUCCUCAUCUUCUAUUCAGAGUAAUAGCUCUCUGGCUCCGCCACCGCGAUCGGUAUCUACAAUGUCAACACUCAGCAAUGAUAGGUCCUUUGGCUUGCCCAGUUCGUCCCCAUACUUUGGAUUCAAAGUCCCUGAACGACCAGCAACAGCCGAGACGGGUAGAAAGCUGCCAGACUUCCAUGCCAGUGAAUCCAGACCCGUUCCAGACUUGGUUCUUACGCCGAAUACGCCGGGUUACCGGCCUAGUUCUUCCCGUGAGUCAGCGAAUAAUUUGUAUCUUUCGCAGUUGGAACGAGAGUCUCAGUCUCGCAGAAUGUCGCAACCUGUAUCGCAGCCAUUUGGCCAUCUUAGCAACUCUAGUGAUCAAUUCAGUUCGAUGUUUCCUGGUCAGACGCAAGCCCAGAGUCAAAAGUUAGCCGAACUUGCAGAAGCCAAAUCUCGGCUGAUUUCAUCGUCCUCGUUCUCUCCUUCACCGUCAACUGCAACAAGAAGUCUGGACCAAGGCUUGGCAAAUCCAUUCUGGGCCCCACCUAACUCGCAGCGACCCUCAUCAACGCCCGCCGAAUCGUAUGAUCUACCACCCAGACGGGUUCUACCAUUCGAUCCAUCACGACGUCUAUCGUCAGCAGUCGACCUACCAGCACUUCCAAAGCCAACCCCGGUGUCGAAGCCCGGUGCGAGAAUGGCUACAAGCAAUGAAAACCCAAGUGACCCAGAACCUAUGCUCGCGUCAAAGCCCAGUCCGAAGAAGGUUGCCAACGAGGAGAAAUCGCAAGUGCCAAAGCCUGCGCCAAUGUCUGCGUUAGCUUGUAGCCCAAAGAAGGCAACACAUAGUAAGGAGACGCCUGUACCUAUACCAGUGCCGGCGACUAAGCGGGUCGCUCAACGAAAAGCACCAACGGCCAAACCACCGGCAAAGCCGGCGGCCAUCGCCAACACAGAUGAUCAUUCUCCUAUCAGGCCCACCACACAGGAGACUGUUUUUACCCCUCCAGUACCCCAUGAAGACGAACCCUCUCCGCUUGCUGCCAAAAGUGCUGCCGCUGCCGCUGCCGCUGCCUCUGCCAGACCGGCUUCUGCUGCGUCCGGUCUAAUCUCCAAGGCCAAUGCUCCAGCCAGAAAACGGACUCCAGGCCCAGUUCGACCAGCUUCAAACAACAAGCGUCCCAAGAUGGUCAACGCAAGUACCCAGACUCAAGAGGCCCCAACUAUUCAGGAACGUGUCAAGGAGAAAGGGCCCGAUAUGGCUCCUAGUGAUCUUGCGCCUCCUAACACCUUUCUGAAUGAGAUAGAUGCCUUCCUUACCAAGCACAAAGCACGACCGCCUCCAAAAGAGCUGUGGAAAAUACCCGCGUAUCAAGAGGCUAGUGAGGAGGAUCGACACAUGAUGAUUAAUGAUUUCAUUUGUGAGAAUCUUGAGAACCCCGACUUCUUGCAACUUUGUGAAGAUAUGGAGACGGCAUGGCGAAGAAUUGGGCUUGCCCAAUCUUCGAUCCUCAAGACCUCACCAGCUCCAGUCGAUAUGAAUUAUGUAUGA